AUGGAGUUGGUGCUUCGGAUUGUCGUGUGGAGCUCUGUCGUCGCGCCGAUUGGGUGCGGCCUGAAUACACCAGAGGAACUGCGGAUGGGGAGAGAAGCCAUCGAGCAGUGGCGCUCCGAGAGGGAAGACAACGGUUGUCUUGGGAACAGAGUGUUUGGAGGAUUCGUGACCCACGUCAGCCAGUAUCCGUUCGCCAUCUACUUCAUGGGGAAGGAGGAGGGGAGAGUCUGGGACUGCUCCGGCAGUAUCCUGGCGCCCACGUGGAUCCUGACUGCGGCGCAUUGCAUGGGCCUCAAGAGAAUCUGGGCGGGGAUUCUUUUCGCUGGCGACGUAGACUUUACGACUGACAGGGUCUUCACAAAGAUAAACAUCCAAAUCCGCGCUCUCAAACAAGCCUAUCAGUACAAAGUGAACGACACCUACCGCCAUGACAUCGUGCUGUUUAAACCUUUCAGAGGCUUCGUCAUUGAACGGGGAUUCGUCGAUACCAUUCCUAUAACGGAAACCAGAUCAUACGGCCCAGACUUCAAGGAAACCUGCACAAUAGUAGGAUAUGGGCAGCGUGGCAGGAACCUCCGUCCAGCGACGGGGAUCCAGAGAGCAGCUAGCUUCCUGAUGGAGCCCGGGGAGAAGUGUGGUGCUUCAGGCAUCAGGGACAAUGGGCUCUGCACCUUCGAUGUGAAGACGAAGUCCGCCUGCUCCGGGGACUCUGGUGGACCUAUCUUCUGCGCCGGUAGGGUCAUCCAGUUUGGACUCAUCGUAAGCGCCAGGUACGAGAACUGCACGUUUUGGUACUGCGGCGCGCCGGCCGUCUGGAACGUCCACAUGUUUGUGGGCUUCUACCGUGACUGGAUCGUCCAAACGAUGAACAGAUAUCCAGACGAGACCCGGUCGGCCAGCAACCGCCGCCGAUCCGCAGGCUGGCUGGUGGCUCUACUGUCCAGCCUACUGCUGCCCCAACUGAGCCCUUUAAUAAAUGCGCGUACACCUCUCUGA
Messenger RNA from Schistocerca serialis cubense, 996 nucleotides. RefSeq names its product trypsin 3A1-like. The transcript is spliced from 4 exons. The coding region runs from base 1 to 996 and encodes 331 amino acids. The record is from RefSeq and is a predicted model, not a curated record. Gene Ontology annotation, molecular function: serine-type endopeptidase activity. Lineage: Eukaryota; Metazoa; Arthropoda; Insecta; Orthoptera; Acrididae. Gene Ontology annotation, biological process: proteolysis.